AUGCAGCCUGCUGUCCCUCUGGGUAUGAAUGACCUCAAGCGCAAACUCUUAGCUGUCUGUACCGGCGCCGCUCCGACAACGGCACCGGCCGCUCCCACCGCCGUUUCAUACGUGCCCAAUUCUUACUUCCCGUUCCCGUUCGUCGCCACUUCCCUUGACCGGGGCGAGUGCUCCGACGCUGUUCAGCAGUGCUCCCGAAACUACGAAAGCUGCGUCACCCAACUGGACGGUAAUACAGGCUUCGGCGUCACUGUCGUCAUCCCCGGUGGAGGCGGCACCACCGUCGCCGCCACCCGGGUGGACGUCGGAACCUCCGCCACGCCGAUUUGCGCCAGUCUAAGUUCUCGCGCCUGCCACGGCAUAGCAUACGACCAAUGCUCACAGACGACAACAGUGGGUGGGGUCGUGAUAAAUGCGGCUGCCCGGCCGACACAAGCUUCCGUGGCUGGAAUGGUUGCCGGCAUCGGAGUCGUCGUCUUUGGCGUCAUGCGAUGA
This is a messenger RNA of Colletotrichum siamense, 495 nucleotides long. RefSeq lists its product as uncharacterized. NCBI's taxonomy places the organism in Eukaryota, Fungi, Ascomycota, Sordariomycetes, Glomerellales, Glomerellaceae. The coding region runs from base 1 to 495 and encodes 164 amino acids. The transcript has 2 exons. The record is from RefSeq and is a predicted model, not a curated record.